Mastomys coucha (southern multimammate mouse) is the source of this 2055-nucleotide messenger RNA. It is a transcript of the gene Tank, whose product is annotated as TRAF family member associated NFKB activator. NCBI's taxonomy places the organism in Eukaryota, Metazoa, Chordata, Mammalia, Rodentia, Muridae. The record is from RefSeq and is a predicted model, not a curated record. Gene Ontology annotation, biological process: canonical NF-kappaB signal transduction. Bases 195 to 1439 code for a protein of 414 amino acids. The transcript is spliced from 8 exons.
GGAAGUCCCCAGUUCAGCACAAGGGAGUGCUCAGGACGGUUUGGGCAGCAUCUGGAGAGCCUGUGCAAGGCUUCCAGAAUGUGUACGUGCCUCUGUCUUUAAAGAGACGUAGUCUGUCAAGGAAAGCGUGUCACCUGGAGAAGAGAGCUGGCAUUCCUACCAUCCUUUAUAGUGAUGCUACAGGACAAAGAGGAAUGGAUAAAAACAUUGGUGAGCAACUCAAUAGAGCAUAUGAAGCCUUCCGACAGGCAUGCAUGGACAGAGACUCCGCAGUAAGAGAGCUACAGCAAAAGCAGACUGAGAACUAUGAACAAAGAAUACGCGAGCAACAGGAACAGCUGUCAUUUCAACAAACUCUAAUUGACAGGCUAAAAUCACAGCUACUUCUUGUGGAUUCUAGUCGAGAUAACAGUUAUGGCUAUGUACCUUUGCUUGAAGACAGUGACAGAAGGAAGAAUAAUUUGACCCUUGAUGAACCACAUGAUAAAGUGAAACUAGGAACACUGAGAGAUAAGCAGUCAAAGGUGAGAAGACAAGAAGUUUCUUCUGGAAAGGAAACCUCAAAGGAUCUUAACAUCCCUUUGCAUCACGAAAGGGAUAAUAUAGAAAAGACUUUCUGGGACCUUAAAGAAGAAUUUCACAGGAUAUGCUUGCUAGCAAAAGCACAGAAAGACCACUUAAGCAAACUUAACAUACCAGAUAUUGCAACUGACACACAGUAUUCUGUGCCUAUACAGUGUACUGAUAAAACAGAUAAACAAGAAGCGCUGUUUAAGCCCCAGGCUAAAGAUGAUAUAAAUAGAGGUUUGUCGUGCGUCACAGCUGUCACACCAAGAGGACUGGGCCGGGAUGAGGAAGAUACCUCUUUUGAAUCACUUUCUAAAUUCAAUGUCAAGUUUCCGCCUAUGGACAAUGACUCUAUUUUUCUACAUAGCACUCCAGAGACCCCAAGCAAACUUACUCCUGCCACACCUGAGGCAGUGUGCCAGGACCGAUUUAGUAUGGAAGUCAGAGACAACCCAGGAAACUUUGUUAAAACAGAAGAAACUUUAUUUGAAAUUCAGGGAAUUGACCCCAUAACUUCAGCUGUACAGAACCUUAAAACAACUGACAAAACAAAACCCUCAAAUCUUAGAGCUCCGUGUUUGCCAGCUGGAGACCAUAAUGUGUUCUAUGUAAAUACGUUCCCACUUCAAGACCCGCCUGAUGUACCUUUUCCCUCACUGGAUUCCCCAGGAAAGGCUGUCCGAGGACCACAGCAGCCCUUUUGGAAGCCUUUUCUUAACCAAGACACUGACUUAGUGGUACCAAGUGAUUCAGACUCAGAACUCCAUAAACCUCUAGUGUGUGAAUUCUGUCAAGAGCUUUUCCCACCAUCCAUUACAUCCAGAGGGGAUUUCCUCCGGCAUCUUAAUACACACUUUAAUGGGGAGACUUAAAUCACAUUUGAAAACAGACAUAUCAUGUUCUCUGUGACGGUUUCAGAUUUGUAAUGCUAGAGAAUGCUUGCUUGUAAGCUAAAUUUAAGAUUGUUUAUAAAGUUGUUACUUUAUCUUUUAAGAGAUCAUUUUGUAUAAAACUAUAAUUCAUUAUAUUAUUCAUGUUUAUACUAUAAUUUCUGUAUUUCCAAAUUACACAUGUGACUUACACAGUUAUGCAAUCAUAAUUUAUGUUUCAAAUAACUAAGUUUAUUGUUUGACUCUUGUGAGGUCUAUUAAAUUUGGUAAUAUCAAAUGUUUAUAGGGUAUCAAAUUUCAUCUGAAUUUUUAAUUAUUUAUGCUACAGGUAAUAUUCCUUUAAAAUACAUAUGUAACUUACAGAGAAUAGCAGAUGAUAUGAUCUAAGUAAAUAUCGAAUCAACCAGUUGCCCAGGGAAAAUUAUUUAAACAUUAUAGAUCAUUUUUUAAAUAACACACAUGGUUUUAAUUUACACUGUGUGUAUAGAUAGAUGAUUGAAUGACUUAAAUAUUAAAAGUUACUUAUGUCAUGAUUAUUAAAAGUGUUCUUUGUUUCUGAGGUAAAUAAAUAAAUCACAUUUGGGGAGGUUUCAUAAAA